Molecule: messenger RNA, 1973 nt
Organism: Ictalurus punctatus (channel catfish)
Lineage: Eukaryota; Metazoa; Chordata; Actinopteri; Siluriformes; Ictaluridae
Gene: grinab
Product: glutamate receptor, ionotropic, N-methyl D-aspartate-associated protein 1b (glutamate binding)
Exons: 7
Coding region: 165-1208 (347 amino acids)
Biological process (GO): negative regulation of apoptotic signaling pathway
Cellular component (GO): Golgi apparatus; membrane; endoplasmic reticulum
Source: RefSeq, a predicted model, not a curated record
AAGGGGGCGGAGCCUGACUGGACUAGAUAAAGAUGAAAUAAAGAUGGCGGACAAAUAACUUAAGAAGCUCCAGCGGUAUUGUAGUGAAAAGAAAUUCGUUUUUUUUGUCGGUUAAAGGUCGGAGUACACGGCGGAUCGUCGCAGAGAAGUGUAAAAGAGUCGCCAUGUCACAGGAUAAAAUUGGAUACGUCCCGUUCGUGGACAGCGCCUCGCCUCCAGCGCCGCAGGACUAUGCGUACGGGCAGCCGAACCCCGCCGGAUUUGUCCUGCCUCCUCCGGAUUACAGCGUGAUGCCCGGAGCCCCGGGGGCGCCCGGAGCGCCCGGCGGCGUUCCCUUUCCUCCUCCUGGAGCCUUUAUGCAUCCGAUGUACGGUCAGGGUGGCCCCGGAUUUCCCCAGGCGCCCUUUCCACACGCGACUCCCUACAACCCGGCGCCGAAUCCGGCUCCAACUCCGUACCAGUACACUCCGGAUGCAUCCAACGCUUUUUACCAAAGUGACGAGCCUCCUCCGGUGUACGACCACGAGGAGAUCGCCAUCUCGGGGUUCGAUGACAAAACCGUGAGACGAGCGUUCAUCCGCAAGGUCUUCCUCGUCCUCACCGUGCAGCUCGUCGUCACCUUCUCCGUGGUCGCUCUCUUCACCUUCGAGCACAAUGUGAAGACGUUCGUGAGGCAGAACACCUGGACCUACUACGUGUCCUACGUCAUCUUCCUCGUUCCCCUCAUCGCCAUCAGCUGCUGCGGAGAAUUCCGCCGCAAACACCCGUGGAACCUGGUCGCCUUGUCGGUGUUGACCCUGAGCAUGUCGUACAUGACGGGCGUGAUCGCCAGCUUCUACGACACGGACGCCGUCAUCAUGGCCGUCGGCAUCACCGUGGUGGUCUGCUUCACCGUGGUGAUCUUCUCUCUGCAGAGCAAGUACGACUUCACUUCCUGUGCCGGAGUCCUGUUCGUGUGCGUGAUCGUCCUCUUCGUCUUCGGGAUCCUCUGCAUCUUCAUCCGUAACAACAUCCUGCACAUCGUGUACGCCUCGCUGGGCGCGCUCGUCUUCACCUGCUUUUUGGCCGUGGACACGCAGCUGCUCCUGGGGAACAAGAAACUGUCUCUGAGUCCCGAGGAGUACGUGUUCGGAGCGCUGAACCUUUACCUGGACAUCAUCAACAUCUUCCUGUACAUCCUGCAGAUCGUCGGCCGAAGCCGCAACUAACAGGAGGACGAGCUUAAACGCAUUCCUUUUACACCUGCUUUUUGUCUUUAACCUUUAAUUCUAAACUAGCUUGUUUCAUCAACGUAUGUGUAAAAAAAAAUUGAACCUUUAUUAUUAUUAUUAUUAUUAUUAUUAUUAUUAUUGUAGUUGUUGUUGUUGUUGUUGUUAUUACACUACAUACCGAUCCACUUUUGCUCCACAAAGUCAGUCCAGUUUAACUAAUGUUCUAACGUUUAAUGGACGCACAUAGCCGCCAGUUCAGCUUCCCAAAAUGGCGUCUCCUCGACCAGCUUUUGUUGCGUCGUCUCGAUCAAAUCUGAAUUUUUAUUUAAAAAUUUUUCCCCCAUCGGCUCUCGGAUUAUCGUAACCACUUUAUCUCUACUUCUUUAUUUCCGUUUGCAGUGCUGCUCUUCCUGUAAAUACGGAUCUAAACCUCCUCUAGGUCUUUUCGGUUAGGAUGUCGUGAGUCCUGUUAAUGCAGUGAACCGUUAGCCGUAGUGUGUAACAUGAUAUUAAUAGACGGUUAACUACCGUGUGAUUAUCUUCUCUUGUUUCUUUUCUUUUUUUUUGGGAGGUUUUGUUUGUUUGUUUGUUUUUGAAUAACACACAGACUUUUAGUUUUAUUAAAGGUUCUUAAAUCAAUCUUUGAUUAGGUCUCAUUGCUGUAUCUGUAUAGAAUAAUUAGUAGAAAAAAGACACUCUGUAUUUUUCGAUAAAUGUAUGUCUGAUAAGAUGUGGAAUAAAAUCUCUUUUUUUUCCCUCUCA